AUGAUGCUUAGUUCAAGACUGCCAUAUCUUAAAUAUUUGGCUGUAUUAUUGACUGUUGUCACUAUUUAUGUAUUAACUCAUCAUAGUACUACUAUUACUUCAUCACUUCCUACUCAACAACAACAACAACAGCAACAGCAACCAUCACAAGCUCAGCCACCACAAGUUGAAAAUGUUAAAGUACCAGAAGAAUUGAAAACUGAACCUGAACAAAAAGAUCAAAAAAAUGAAGAAGUCAAAGCUGAAGUUGAACAAGAAUCAACAUCCAAGGCCGUUAAACCAAAGGAAUCAACUCCUGAAGAAAAACCAAAAAGAAUAAAAGCUACAUUUGUUACAUUAGCAAGAAAUGAAGAAUUGUACGAUUUAAUUAAAUCUAUUCGUACAGUUGAAGAUAGAUUUAAUAGAAAAUUCAAUUAUGAUUGGGUUUUCUUAAAUGAUAAAGAAUUUACUCAAGAAUUUAAAGAUUUAACAAGUUCUAUAGUUUCUGGUAAAACAAAAUAUGGUAAGAUUCCAACUGAACAUUGGUCAUAUCCUGAUUUUAUUGAUUUGAAAAAAGCUGAAGAAACUAGAAAGAAUAUGAAAUUAGCUAAAAUUAUUUAUGGUGAUUCUGAAAGUUAUAGACAUAUGUGUCGAUUUGAAAGUGGAUUCUUUUGGAGAAAUGAAUUAUUAGAUGAAUAUGAUUGGUAUUGGAGAGUUGAACCAGGUAUUGAUAUUCAUUGUGAUUUAGAUUAUGAUUUAUUCAAAUACAUGGAAGAUAAUAAUAAAGUUUAUGGUUUCACUAUUUCAAUUCAUGAAUUUAGAAAAACUAUUGAAACUUUAUGGGAUCAUACUAAAAAAUUCAUUAAAGAAAAUCCUCAAUAUAUUGCUAAAGAUAAUUUCAUGGAUUUUAUCAGUGAUGAUAAUGGUGAAACUUAUAAUUUAUGUCAUUUCUGGUCAAAUUUCGAAAUUGCUAAUUUGAAUUUUUGGAGAGGUGAAGCUUAUACUAAAUAUUUUGAAUAUUUAGAUAAAACUGGUGGUUUCUUUUAUGAACGUUGGGGUGAUGCUCCAAUUCAUUCCAUUGCUGCUAGUUUAUUCUUACCUAAAGAUAAAAUCCAUUAUUUUGAAGAUGUUGGUUAUAGACAUGGUGUUUAUACUCAAUGUCCUUUAAAUUCUCAAUUCAGAUAUGACCAUAAAUGUCAUUGUAAUCCUGAUAAAGAUUUCACUUUCAGAGGUUAUUCUUGUGGUAAGAAAUAUUAUGAAAAAAUGGGUUUAGAAAAACCUAAAGAAUGGGUUGAUUAUCAAUAG
Molecule: messenger RNA, 1284 nt
Organism: Candida tropicalis MYA-3404
Lineage: Eukaryota; Fungi; Ascomycota; Pichiomycetes; Serinales; Debaryomycetaceae
Gene: MNT2
Product: alpha-1,2-mannosyltransferase KRE2
Exons: 1
Coding region: 1-1284 (427 amino acids)
Biological process (GO): protein N-linked glycosylation; cell wall mannoprotein biosynthetic process; protein O-linked glycosylation
Cellular component (GO): membrane; Golgi apparatus
Molecular function (GO): alpha-1,2-mannosyltransferase activity
Source: RefSeq, a predicted model, not a curated record